Messenger RNA from Oncorhynchus masou masou (cherry salmon), 5284 nucleotides. Its product is annotated as mucin-5AC-like. Gene Ontology annotation, cellular component: extracellular matrix. The transcript has 32 exons. The record is from RefSeq and is a predicted model, not a curated record. NCBI's taxonomy places the organism in Eukaryota, Metazoa, Chordata, Actinopteri, Salmoniformes, Salmonidae. The coding region runs from base 17 to 5284 and encodes 1755 amino acids. Gene Ontology annotation, molecular function: protein binding.
UACCCACAGGAUCACCAUGGGGACAACCAAGGAUACACCGAUAUGGAGGCUGAUAUGCCUGGUACUACUGAUCAGAUCAACACAAACAGUGAGCCCCACCACAAGUGUAACAAUCAUCCCGACUAUGAUCACGACUAUACCCACACUUUCAGGAGUGAAUGCCUCACAUAAUGACCAGGUCUGCAGCACAUGGGGUAACUAUCACUUCAAGACCUUCGACGGGGACUUUUUCCAGCUCCCCUCUACCUGCAACCAUGUUGUGACCUCACUGUGUAAGAGCAGCUAUGAGGCUUUCAACAUCCAGAUGAGGCGGCAAGUGGUGGACAACCAGCCCACCAUUAGCAAGAUCACCAUGAAGCUGGAUGGUGUAGUGGUGGAGCUAUCCAAGGGUGUUGUUGUGGUCAAUGGGCAGACGGUGACCCUGCCGGUCAGCUUGUCUGGAGUCAGUAUCGUGAAGACUACAUCCAAUGUGAAGGUCGUAGCCAAACUGGGGCUGGUUGCCGUCUGGAACAAGGAUGAUUCCCUAAUGAUUGAAAUGAACGAUAAGUACAGAAACCAGACCUGCGGACUCUGUGGUGACUUCAAUGAAGUCCAAACAUACAACGAAUUCAUCAUCAAUGGUGGGAAACUCUCUAGCUCUGACUAUGGAAACCUCUGGAAACUGGAUGGUCCUCUGGAAGUCUGUGAGGAGCCUACACUAACUUCUGAGGAGAGUUGUGGAGAUAAGGAAUUUUGUCAGCAGCUGUUCUCUAGUGCAGCUUUCAGUAGCUGCACUAAUUAUUUGGACAAUGAUGCCUUCGUCGAGACCUGCCUGGCUGACCUGUGCCACUGUGAUAACAGCACCAACUCCUUCUGCCUGUGCAACACCAUCUCAGAGUACUCCCGUCAGUGUGUUCAUGCAGGGGGGAAGCCCCAGCAAUGGAGGGCUGAACAGUUCUGCUAUAAGACAUGCCCCGACAACAUGGAGUACCAGGAGUGUGGAAGCCCCUGUGUUGACACCUGCUCCAACCCAGAGGCCAGACAGUUGUGUGAAGACCACUGUACAGGCGGCUGCUUCUGUCCUCUAGGUACUGUUUUUGAUGACGUCAAGAAGAGUGGCUGUAUUCCAGUGAGAGAAUGCCUUUGUGUCCACAAUAGACAAGUAUACAAAUCUGGAGAAUCUUACACCAGCAACUGUAAAGAAUGCACCUGUGCUGGUGGUCAGUGGGCCUGCACAGACAAGGACUGUCCUGGGACCUGCUCUGUGGAGGGAGGAUCCCACAUCAACACCUAUGAUGGGAAAGCCUACACCUUCCAUGGGGACUGCUCUUACAUUCUGACCAAGCAAUGCAAUGGAACUGAAUUCACCGUGCUGGGAGACAUUGUGAAGUGUGGGUUGACUGACACUGAGACGUGUAUGAGGGCUGUUACCCUUGCCCUCUCCAGCAGAUCCACCGUGAUCCGAGUCCAGUCAUGUGGAAGUGUUUUUGUAAAUCAGAUUCUUUCUCAGCUCCCACUCUAUACAGCUGAAGUGACCGUCUUCAAGCCCUCCUCAUUCUUCAUUGUUAUCCAGACAACUCUUGGAGUUCAACUUCAGAUCCAGCUUUUACCAGUUAUGCAGAUCUACAUAACUGCCAUCUCAUCCUACAAAGGAACAACCUGUGGCCUUUGCGGAAACUACAAUAAUGUUCAGGCAGAUGAUUUCAGAGUCAUCAGUGGAUUGGUGGAGGGCACAGCUGUAGCUUUUGCCAACACAUGGAAGACCAUGUCUAGCUGCCCUGAUGUCAAGACUAGCUUUGAAAACCCCUGCAGUUUGAGCAUUGAAAAUGAGAAAUAUGCCCAGCACUGGUGUUCCAUGUUAUCAGAUCCUAAAGGAGUGUUCUCACCUUGCCAUUCUGAAAUAAGACCUGACACCUACAAAACCAAUUGCAUGUAUGACAGCUGUAACUGUGAGAAGAGUGAGGACUGCAUGUGUGCUGCCGUCUCCUCUUAUGUCCACGCUUGUGCUGCCGAGGGUAUCCAGCUCACUGGCUGGAGAGACACUAUCUGCAAUACAUUUGCCACUUGCCCCAGUCAAACAGUUUAUACCUACAACAUGACCAGCUGUGGACGCACCUGCCGCUCCCUGAGCAUGACAGACCAAUCUUGCCAGGUGAAGUUUGUUCCGGUGGAUGGAUGUGGCUGUGCAGAGGGCACCUACAUGGAUGAGGCUGGCCAGUGUGUUGCCCCCACCAACUGUCCCUGCUAUGACAAGGGCUCGGUGGUCCCUGCAGGAGAGACUAUCAGCAGAGACGGUGCCACCUGCACUUGCAGACAAGGGACACUGAGUUGCACUGGGGAAGCAAGACUAUUUAUAUGCACACUGCCAAUGGUUUUCUUCAACUGCUCAACUGUACCUCCAGGAGCGUCAGGUUCAGAGUGUCAAAAGAGCUGCAAAACUCUGGACAUGACCUGUAUUAGCACAGAGUGUACAUCAGGUUGUAUGUGCCCCAACGGACUGGUUUCUGAUGGCAACGGAGACUGCAUCAAGGAGGAACUUUGUCCUUGUGCUCACAAUGGAGCUACUUACCAAGCUGGAGAGACACUUAAGGUUGACUGCAAUACAUGUACUUGCAAGGACAGACAAUGGCAGUGUACCACACAUCUCUGUGAUGGAGUUUGUGCAAUCUAUGGAGAGGGUCACUAUAUCACUUUUGAUGAGAAAAGGUUCAACUUUAAUGGAAACUGUGAAUACACUCUCAUUCAGGACUACUGUGGCAAUACUAAUGGCAGUGGCAGCUUCAGAGUCCUCACUGAGAACGUUCCUUGUGGAACUAAAGGCACCACCUGCUCCAAGACCAUCAAGCUCUUCCUGGGGACCAGUGAGCUCAUAUUGGCAGAUGGGAACGCUCAAGUUGUCAGGAGUACUCCAGAAGAGCAGUUUCCUAAACAGAUCAGCCUUCUGGGGAAUUAUCUGGUCAUUGAAGUCAAAAGUGGUCUAAUCCUCAUGUGGGACAAGAAGACCAGUCUCUUUAUCAAGCUUAGCCCACAAUACCAGGGGCUGGUGUGUGGUCUGUGUGGAAACUAUGAUGGCAACGCAAACAAUGACUUCACCACUAGAGCCCAAGCGACUGUUGUUGAUCCGGUAGAAUUUGGAAACAGCUGGAAAGUUUCAUCAAGCUGUCCAAGUGUAUCCGCUGUAGUGCACCCAUGUGCCUCCAACCCGUACAGAGCGUCUUGGUCCCAGAAACAGUGCAGCAUCAUUAACAGUGAUGUCUUCACAGCCUGCCAGAACCAGGUGGACCCCUCUCCUUACUAUGAUGCUUGUGUGAGAGACUCAUGUGCUUGUGACAGUGGUGGAGACUGCGAGUGCCUCUGUACCGCAGUGGCAGCUUAUGCAAAGGCCUGUAAUGAAGCUGGAGCAUGCGUAGCCUGGAGAACCCCUCGAAUUUGCCCACUGUUCUGUGAUUACUACAACCCUACUGGAGAAUGUGAGUGGCACUACAAGGCAUGUGGAGCUCAGUGUAUGAAGACCUGCAGAAACCCUUCCGGAGACUGUUCUAGUUUAAUUCCAGCAUUGGAAGGCUGCUAUCCUAACUGUCCUGCGGCACAACCUUACUUCAAUGAGGAGACAAUGAAGUGUGUGGAGAGGGAACAAUGUGGCUGUUAUGACUAUGAAGGAAACCAGUACACCAAUGGACAGAAUCUUCCGGCACAAAAUUGUGAAACAUGCACCUGCACAAUGACUGGAGUGAGCUGUAGUUAUGAUGUAAAUGAUUGUACAUGCUUGCAUAAUGGUAAACAACACCCAUAUGGAGAAACCCUCUACAAUACAACAGAUGGGAUUGGUAACUGCAUAGUUGCUGUUUGUGCCUCGAACGGAACCAUUACCAGGAACAUUUCCCCUUGUAAAGUGACCACAACUCCAGUACCAACCACAACAUCCCCUCUGACCACAACAACUGUUAAUACAUAUACUGCUACUGAAAGAUCUACACAGCCGCCUAAAAUUUUCACCUCCGGCCCAACAACCACUUCCACCACUGUAAUUGUUGAAACCUCUACCUCAACAUCACAGCACACAACAACAAGUGAAGAAACAACAGGGCCAGUUGUCACAACUUCUAAACCCACAACUUUCACCAGAACGACAAAGGCACCAACAAAAACUACAGAGGUAACUACACCUCCCACAGGUGGAACUACAACAGGUGGAACAACAACAGUUGAAGAAACCACAACGGAGACAAGUCCAUCUACAUCCACAACGCCACCUAAAGAGGUCACCUCUGGCCCCACGACCACUUCCACCACUGUAAAUGUUGAAAAAUCUACUUCAACAUCACAGCCCACAACAACAAGUAAAGAAACAACAGGGCCAGUUGUCAUUAGUUACAAUCCCACGACAUCAACCACAACAACUGCGGAGGUAAUUACACCUAUCACAGGUGGAACAACAACAGUUGAAGAAACCACAACGGAGACAAGUCCAUCUACAUCCACAACGCCACCUAAAGAGGUCACUUCUGGCCCCACGACCACUUCCAUCACUGUAAUUGUUGAAACCUCUACCUCAACAUCACAGCAAACAACAACAGGUGAAGACAUAACAGGGCCAGUUGUCAUUGGUUACAAUCCCACGACGUCAACCACAACAGCUACAGAGGUAACUACACCGACCACGCGUGGAACUACAACAGUUGAAGAAACCACAACGGAGACAAGUCCAUCUACAUCCACAACGCCACCUAAAGAAUUCACCCCUGGCCCAACAACCACUUCCACCACUGCAAUUGCUGAAACCUCUACCUCAACAUCACAUCCCACAACAACAGUUGAAGAAACAACAGGGCCAGUUGUCAUUAGUUACAAUCCCACGACAUCAACCUCAACAACUGCGGAGGUAAUUACACCUAUCACAGGUGGAACAACAACAGUUGAAGAAACCACAACGGAGACAAGUCCAUCUACAUCCACAAAGCCACCUAAAGACUUCACCUCUGGCCCAACAACCACUUCCACCACUGAAAUUGCUGAAACCUCUACUUCAACAUCACAGCAAACAACAACAGGUGAAGAAACAACAGGGCCAGUUGUCAUUAGUUACAAUCCCACGACAUCAACCACAACAACUGCGGAGGUAAUUACACCUAUCACAGGUGGAACUACAACAGUUGAAGAAACCACAACGGAGACAAGUCCAUCUACAUCCACAACGCCACCUAAAGAGGUCACCUCUGGCCCCACGACCACUUCCACCACUGUAAAUGUUGAAAAAUCUACUUCAACAUCACAGCCCACAACAACAACCCACAACAACAAGUAA